ACAAGAGAUAAUUGAUUCCAUUAUGUGUGCUUCAGCCAAAUACAACACCCGGGGUCCAGCCCUCAUCCCAAGAAUGAAAACCAAGCAUCGCAUCUACUACAUCACCCUCUUCUCUAUAGUUCUGCUUGGCCUAAUUGCUACAGGAAUGUUCCAGUUCUGGCCACACUCCAUUGAGUCAUCCAGCGACUGGACUGUUGAAAAACGCAGCGUCCACGAUGUGCCUGUGGUGAAGCUCCCUGCCGACAGCCCCAUUCCUGAGCGAGGAGACCUCAGCUGCAGGAUGCACACCUGCUUCGACGUCUAUCGCUGCGGCUUCAAUCCCAAAAACAAAAUUAAGGUGUACAUCUACUCGCUGAAGAAGUAUGUGGAUGAAUAUGGGACACCUGUCAGCAACACCAUCUCCAGGGAAUACAACGAGCUGCUGACUGCCAUCUCUGACAGCGAGUUCUACACCGACGAUGUCAACCGGGCCUGCCUUUUUGUGCCGUCCAUAGAUGUCCUCAACCAGAACACGCUCCGCAUCAAGGAGACGGCUCAGGCCUUGGCACAGUUAUCCAGGUGGGAUCGAGGCACAAAUCACUUGCUCUUCAAUAUGCUGCCUGGGGGGGCACCGGAUUAUAACACUGCACUGGAUGUUCCCAGAGAUAGAGCUCUCUUGGCUGGUGGAGGCUUCUCCACGUGGACUUACCGGCAAGGCUAUGAUGUCAGUAUUCCUGUCUACAGCCCGCUGUCCGGGGAAGUGGAUCUGCCGGAAAGAGGACCAGGUCCUCGCAGGUAUUUCAUUCUGUCCUCUCAAAUGGCUCUGCACCCCGAGUACCGCUCUGAGCUGGAAGCUCUUCAGGCCGAGAACGGGGAGUCCGUGUUGGUCCUGGACAAAUGCACGAAUCUCUCGGAUGGGGUCCCUGCUGUUCGCAAACGCUGUCACAAGAACCAAGUCUUUGAUUAUCCUCAAGUACUCCAGGAGGCUACGUUCUGUGUCGUCCUGCGAGGAGCCCGCCUGGGACAAGCAGUGUUGAGUGAUGUUCUUCAAGCUGGCUGUGUCCCAGUCGUCAUUGCUGAUUCCUAUAUUUUACCUUUCUCUGAAGUUUUGGACUGGAAGAGAGCCUCAGUUGUCAUCCCAGAAGAAAAGAUGCCUGAAAUGUAUAGCAUUCUGCAAAGUGUUCCUCAGAGACAGAUUGAAGAGAUGCAAAGACAGGCAAGAUGGUUCUGGGAAGCAUAUUUUCGAUCAAUGAAAGCAAUUGCUCUUGCUACUCUUCAGAUUAUCAAUGAUAGAAUUUACCCAUAUGCUGCCAUUUCUUAUGAAGAAUGGAAUGAUCCCCCAGCUGUGAAAUGGAGCAGUGUGAGUAACCCGCUUUUCCCACCGCAGUCCCAAGGUUUCACAGCUAUAGUGCUGACCUACGACCGUGUGGAGAGCCUUUUCCGAGUCAUCACUGAAGUGUCCAAAGUGCCCAGUCUGUCCAAACUGCUGGUUGUCUGGAACAACCAGAACAAGAAUCCCCCAGAAGAUUCCCUGUGGCCAAAGAUUCGGGUUCCACUGAAAGUUGUUAGAACUGCAGAAAACAAACUUAGUAACCGCUUCUUCCCCUACGAUGAGAUUGAAACAGAGGCAGUGUUGGCUAUUGAUGACGAUAUCAUUAUGCUAACCUCGGAUGAACUCCAGUUUGGAUAUGAGGUGUGGCGCGAGUUUCCUGACAGGCUGGUCGGGUAUCCGGGGCGCCUGCAUCUGUGGGACCACGAGAUGAACAAAUGGAAAUACGAAUCCGAGUGGACCAAUGAAGUCUCGAUGGUGCUGACCGGCGCAGCGUUUUAUCACAAGUAUUUUAACUAUCUUUACACCUAUAAAAUGCCUGGAGACAUCAAGAACUGGGUGGAUGCUCAUAUGAACUGUGAAGAUAUUGCCAUGAAUUUUCUGGUGGCAAAUGUCACAGGCAAAUCAGUUAUUAAGGUGACCCCACGGAAGAAGUUCAAGUGUCCUGAAUGCACAGCAAUCGAUGGGUUAUCACUGGACCAGACACACAUGGUGGAAAGAUCUGAAUGCAUCAAUAAAUUUGCCUCUGUCUUCGGGACCAUGCCUCUGAAAGUGGUGGAGCACCGGGCAGACCCUGUCUUGUACAAAGAUGACUUUCCUGAGAAACUGAAGAGCUUUCCCAAUAUCGGCAGCUUGUAAAGGCAGCUGUGAGACAAACCUGUGUGCUGAAAGUCAAGGCAGAGAAGGUGCCAGGAAGAAACCCUAAAGAAACCCUAAAGAAAAUCAUGCAAGGAAGAGGGUUACGUCUGAGAGAUGCGGGUGUUGUGUGCUGGUAUAUCGGUCCUCCCUUCGCGUUGCACAUGUGCAAUGGAAAGCUGAACAACUGCUUCUCUGUAGCGUGUGGAGGAUUGAAUCUGUUCAUGGGUCCUAUGAGAAAUGUCAAAACAAACACUUUUUCUCCAAAGGAGGCUGUGCACCUGCAAGAAUAAAACGGAAUCUCGCUCUG
This is a messenger RNA of Tinamus guttatus (white-throated tinamou), 2474 nucleotides long. The record is from RefSeq and is a predicted model, not a curated record. Lineage: Eukaryota; Metazoa; Chordata; Aves; Tinamiformes; Tinamidae.